Messenger RNA from Chelonia mydas (Green sea turtle), 2550 nucleotides. RefSeq names its product COP9 signalosome subunit 8 (gene COPS8). Gene Ontology annotation, biological process: protein deneddylation; COP9 signalosome assembly. Gene Ontology annotation, cellular component: COP9 signalosome. Bases 72 to 695 code for a protein of 207 amino acids. The record is from RefSeq and is a predicted model, not a curated record. Lineage: Eukaryota; Metazoa; Chordata; Testudines; Cheloniidae. The transcript is spliced from 7 exons.
GGCGCGCGCGGAGUGGCCGCUGCGGGCACCGAGCGGAGCGGGGCGGCUCGGGGCCGGGGCCGCGGGGGAAGAUGCCAGUGGCGGUGAUGGCGGACACCUCCUUCAGCUUCAAGAAGCUGCUGGAGCAGUGCGAGACCCAGGAGCUGGAGGCCCCUGGAGGAAUUGCAACACCCCCAGUUUAUGGUCAGCUUCUAGCACUGUACCUGCUGCACAAUGACAUGAAUAAUGCACGAUAUCUUUGGAAAAGAAUUCCUCCUGCUAUUAAAUCUGCAAAUUCUGAACUUGGUGGAAUUUGGUCAGUAGGACAAAGAAUUUGGCAGAGAGACUUUCCAGGAAUCUACACAACAAUCGGCGCACAUCAGUGGUCUGAGACUAUUCAACCAAUCAUGGAAGCACUUAGAGAUGCAACUAGGAGACGAGCUUUUGGACUGGUUUCUCAGGCAUAUACCUCAAUAAUUGCAGAUGAUUUUGCAGCCUUUGUUGGACUUCCUGUAGAAGAAGCUGUGAAAGGUGUUUUAGAACAAGGAUGGCAAGCAGACUCAACAACUCGUAUGGUAAUGCCUAAAAAGCCAGGGGCACUGGGAGCCCAUGGAACUGAACAGUACCUCUUCCUGCGCUCUCUGGGCAUCAGUCCCAGACCUUCCUUCCUUGGGUGCAGCCCCCAGGCAGGGUACAAUGCUGAGAGCACAGGGUGAGGUACUGUGCAGCUCUAGUAUCCAAGUUUUAGCUACUGCUCUGCACAUAGCCUCCCCACCCAGCCUGCAGCAUCUCCCCUCCUGUGCGGUCCAGGUGCACAGGCAGGUUUGCAGGGCUGCAGCCCCAGAAGGAAGCACUGGGAUGUACUGAGCACAGGCUGCAGGAACGUUUGCAGGGCUGUAGCCAGGGAAGACCCAUCCCAGCAUCUCCCUUCCUGGCUGCAGCCUAGCAAACCUGCCUGCAACUGGGGGGUCUCUUCCAAAAAAUAUUGUGAAUAAAUGGCAUGCCAUUACUAGUAUCCAAAUCCCAUUAACAUUAAACUCAAUGGGACGGGAUUGGUUCCUGGCAAAAUGUUGCUGUUAACCAAAAGUUAAUACUUACUUCAUUUUACACAAAGUAGAUUCUGUGUUCAGUAUGAACAGUGCUGUGUGUAAAAAAGAAAGCAAACAUUUUGUGCAGAUCCUUCAAAUGUGUAAGGAGGCAGACAGUGGUAUGGUCUAGUUCAGCAUGAUCAUGUAUUUAUGUGUCUGUGUUUUGACACAAGAUUAUACACUCCACUACUUUUUUUUAAUUGUAAUUGUGAUACGGUAUUGAAAAGAUAAAGCAAGUUUUUGCAAACAGCAUACUGGGAAAUGCUUGUCUUUAACAAAAGUAAUGCUAAUUAAUUCUAUUUAUGUAAAAACUUGAGUAAAAUUUUGCAAAGAGCAGAGACUACUGUUCUAAACUUCUUAAAUACUAGUUUUAAACAGCACCGUAAAAACAAGGAAGAGAGGUGAUUAGAUCUGCCAGAAUAUAUCUUGCUCCUAAAAUGUACUGUUACAUUUAACGAGCUAGGAAAAAAUCCUACUGUCUUGGGCUCCGGAACAAUUAAAAUCCUGCUCACCUGAACAAAAAAUAAUGAUUUAAUGUGUUCCAGACAAGGUGGUGAAAUUCACUUAUAGUCCUGGGUGUAUUGACUGACCUGAGGUUUGAACACACACCACCUGACUCAGCUGAACAGGCAUAUCCUCCAUUUUUUCCCCCUGCGAUAGGAUGAUGUUUACAGCAAAACAGUUUGCAACCCACACUGUGCUAACUAGUGCAUAUAACUAAAAGUGCUGCGUGGGGCUGAACUUCCAUUGUGAGACAAAUGAAAUCGGCAGGAGGGCCAGUCUUCAUUUUCAGUCUGUCAUUCACUAUGCUUAGGAGUUUAAAUGGACCGAUAUUAUACUAUACAAUAAAAAUUUCCAUGAAAGAAAAUAGUAAUAGGUUUGUUUCUAAGGGCUUGUCUUCACUACGGGGGUAAGCUGACCUGAGUUACGCUACUCCAACUACGUGAAUAACAGCUGGAAUCGACGUAGCUUAGGUCAACUUAUCCCGGUGUCUUCACUGUGCUGCUUCAACAGGAGACGCUCUCCGGUCGACUUCCCUUACUCUUCUCAGAGAGCUGGAGUACUAGGUUGACCGGAGCGCACUCUGCCAUCAAUUUAGCGGGUCCCGAUUCCUGCUGCAUCAAUCUCACCAUAGUGAAGACCAGCCCUAUGGAUUAUAGAGUUUUAGACAAUUUUGGCUUAGUACAUUAGAACUUUGCAUAAUGACAGGUUUCAGAGUAGCAGCCGUGUUAGUCUGUAUUCGCAAAAAGAAAGGAGUACUUGUGCACCUUAGAGACUAACCAAUUUAUUUGAGCAUAAGCUUUCGUGAGCUACAGCUCACUUCAUCGGAUGCGAUGAAGUGCGCUGUAGCUCAUGAAAGCUUAUGCUCAAAUAAAUUGGUUAGUCUCUAAGGUGCCUCAAGUACUCCUUUUCUUUUUACAUUAGAACUGUAUUUUUAGCAGAAUGGGUCCCUUAAUGGAUUAACAUUUCCAUUGCAUUUUUC